CGCGCCCCCCGCCCCGCUGCAUCCCGGGACUUGUAGUCCCGAAGGCGGCGGAGGCGCUCACUACAAGUCCCGCGAGGCCCAGGAGCGGCCGCGCGUGCGUGUGGACGCCGAGGCGCGCGGGCGGGGCCGGGCGGGAGGAGUAAAGAUGGCGGCGCGCGCGUCUCCGCCCUCUGCUCCCGGCUGAGGCGCUCUGAGGGGCGGCCGGACAACCCGAGCGGCCCGCGCGGCGUGGGGCGGGAGGGCGGCGGCGGCGGGCGCGAGCCAUGGCGGAGCUGGAGCACCUGGGCGGGAAGCGCGCCGAGUCGGCGCGGGCGCGGCGGGCCGAGCAGCUGCGGCGCUGGCGGGGCUCGCCCACGGAGCAGGAGCCCGCCGAGCCCCGGGGCGCCGGGCGGCGGCCGGGGGCGCGGCGCGGGAGCCCGCGGGUGCGCUUCGAGGACGGGGCUGUGUUCCUGGCCGCGUGCUCGAGCGGGGACACGGACGAGGUGCGGAGGCUGCUGGCGCGGGGCGCGGACGUGGACACGGUCAACGUGGACGGCCUGACCGCCCUGCACCAGGCCUGUAUUGAUGAAAAUUUGGACAUGGUGAAGUUUCUGGUGGAGAACAAAGCCAAUGUAAACCAGCAGGACAACGAGGGCUGGACCCCCCUUCAUGCAGCAGCUUCCUGUGGCUAUCUCAACAUAGCAGAGUAUUUCAUUAACCAUGGAGCUGAUGUGGGUAUUGUAAAUAGCGAAGGUGAAGUCCCCUCUGACCUUGCGGAAGAGCCUGCCAUGAAGGAUCUUCUUCUGGAGCAAGUGAAGAAGCAAGGUGUUGAUCUAGAGCAGUCAAGAAAAGAAGAGGAACAACAGAUGUUGCAGGAUGCCCGCCAGUGGCUCAACAGUGGGAAGAUAGAGGAUGUGAGGCAGGCUCGCUCGGGGGCCACAGCGCUCCAUGUGGCUGCUGCCAAGGGCUACUCUGAGGUCCUCAGACUUUUAAUUCAGGCUGGCUGUGAACUCAAUGUUCAGGAUCACGAUGGCUGGACUCCCCUCCAUGCUGCUGCACACUGGGGAGUGAAGGAGGCCUGCUCCAUCCUGGCGGAAGCACUCUGCGACAUGGAUGUCAGGAACAGACUGGGCCAGACACCAUUUGAUGUGGCUGAUGAGGGUCUUGUGGAGCACUUGGAGAUGCUCCAGAAGAAGCAGAAUGUGCUUCGAAGUGAAAAGGAGACACGGAAUAAGCUCAUUGAGUCCGACCUGAACAGCAAGUUGCAAAGUGGACUCUUCAAGAACAAAGAGAAGAUGCUCUAUGAGGAAGACACACCCAAAUCCCAAGAAGGGGAGGAAGAAAACAAAGAAUCCAGCAGCUCCAGCUCAGAGGAAGAGGAAGGUGAAGAUGAAGCUUCGGAGUCAGAAACUGAGAAGGAGGCAGUAGCAGAUAAAAAGCCAGAAGCCAUUGUCAACCAUUCCACCUCUGAAAGCAAGAGAAGUACCAUGGAGCAGACACCAGCACCUGCUCAGAAUACCUUCUGCGCCUCUUCAGCCAGGAGAUUCUCCUCCAGCCUUUUUAACAAGCCGGAAGAGCCCAAAGAUGAGUCUCCUUCUUCGUGGAGACUGGGCCUCAGGAAGACUGGCAGCCACAACACGCUGAGUGAGGUGGCCACUUCCAGGGAGGCCCUGAGGGACCGAGGCUCCUCCGUCUUCCGCUCGUCGUCCAGCCCUCGGGUCUCCGCUCUGCUGGACAAGGAUAAGGAGCGAGAAAACAGAAGCUAUCUUAGCUCGCUCGCGCCCCGAAGGCUCAGCAACACCAGUGACAUUGAGGAGAAGGAGAACAGAGAAUCAGCUGUCAAUCUAGUGAGGAGUGGUUCCUAUGCCCGGCAGCUGUGGAGGGAUGAAGCAAAGGGAAAUGACACGCCCCAGACAAUUGCUCCUUCCACCUACGUAUCAACCUACUUGAAAAGUGCGUCAUUUGCUAGAAGUAGUGACCCCACAAGUCCCUACAUUUCAGCCAGUCGCAAUUCAUCUCCUGCCACCUCACCCGUUACCAUUGCUUCAUCUACCUCUCGGGGCAGCAGGUGGCAGCCUGCCUCUUCCUGCCCUGCGCCAGUCAGUGCAGACACUUCUGCCUCCGCACACCAUGGCAGGACUCCUUACAAAUCCCAGGCUGACUCUACAGCAGAGAAAACAGCAGACAGCAUCUCUUCUAGCACCCCGCUCUGCGUGAUCACCAACCGCCCUCCACCCAGCACUGCCAAUGGGGUCACAACUGCCACCCUGCUCUCCACUCCUGGAACAGACUCCUCUGCAGAAGCCAGGGACAGGAGGAGGUCAUAUCUGACUCCUGUGCGCGAUGAAGAGGCAGAGUCUUUACGGAAAGCGCGCUCCAGACAAGCUCGACAGACUCGAAGGUCUACUCAAGGUGUAACCCUAACAGACCUGCAGGAAGCAGAGAGGACUUUCAGCCGGUCGAGGGCGGAGCGGCAAGCUCAGGAGCAGCCAGGCCAGAAGCCCCUGGGCACUGAAGGGCUUGAGGGGAGCACCAAGAAGCAUGAGCCCUCGGCAGUCCCAGGGAAGGAAGCUGGGGAGGGCCGGCAGCCCUGGGGCGGGAGUCUGGAUGAAGAGCCUGUCUAUCAUCGCCUGAGGUGUCCAGCUCAGCCAGACAAACCCACAACACCAGUGUCUCCUUCUGCAUCAAGACCCUCUCUCUACACCAGUUCCCAUCUGCUACGGACAAGUAGGUCUUCAGUCCCUGAUUCUGAGAGUUCAGAGACGACCACAAACACUGCAGUUGCAAAGGAAAUGGACAAAAAUGAGAGUGAAGAAGCAGAUUUGGACGACCAGUCUUCUAAUAGGCUGUCCGUCCGUGAGAGGAGGCGGCCCAAGGAGCGACGAAGAGGCACGGGCAUCAAUUUCUGGACAAAGGAUGAAGAUGAAACUGAUGUCUCUGAAGAGGUCAGAGCAGCGUGGCAUGAAAGACUUUCUAGGUUGGAGUCAGGAGGUAGCAACCCUACACCCAGUGAUUCUUACGGCGACCGGGCCUCAGCGAGAGCCCGCCGGGAGGCCCGCGAGGCCCGUCUAGCCAGCCUGACCAGCCGUGUGGAAGAGGACAGCAACAGGGACUACAAAAAACUCUACGAGAGUGCCCUGACCGAAAACCAGAAGCUGAAAACCAAACUUCAGGAGGCCCAGCUGGAGCUCGCAGACAUAAAGUCCAAGCUCGAGAAGAUGGCCCAGCAGAAACAGGAGAAGACCUCUGACCGAUCAUCAAUGCUGGAGGUGGAGAAACGGGAGAGGCGAGCCUUGGAGCGGAAAAUGUCAGAGAUGGAGGAAGAGAUGAAGAACCUCCACCAGCUAAAACAGAUUCAAACCUUGAAGCAGAUGAACGAGCAGCUGCAGGCUGAGAACAGGGCCCUGACCCGCGUGGUGGCCCGGCUCUCGGAGCCCGUCGAGUCCUCGGGAGCCCAGGAGCUCUAGUUCCUGCCCCUCUUCUCCACCUCACUUCCCUCCUCCGUCGCUCCAGGUGUUAACAGAACUGAAAUCCGACAACCAGAGGCUGAAAGAUGAAAAUGGUGCCCUCAUCAGAGUCAUCAGCAAACUGUCCAAGUAGACUGGGCUCCAGCUUUCAGGGGAAAAGGACGGCAUUCACUGCCCAGCCCUCCUCCAGCCACUGCCUUCCAGCCGAGAGAACUGGCUGUUCGGUGGAAGGACACCUGUCCCUGACCCUCCUCCAGUCACCUCCUCCACACUGUACAUUUUCUCUGCCCUCUCAAUGCCCCGUUCCUCCUACAUCCUCAGCCCCUCAGUUUAACGGCAGUUUUAACGGAAGCAUGAUUGUGAUCAUUCAAGCCGUCUGGAGAAGGCCUUGGGGAGUGCGCCAGGUCAGCUAUGGACCCCAGCGUCUACUGCUCAGCUACUUGUCCACGUUGGAUUGGGACCAGUGCCCCACAGCCUUUUACACCGACCCAGGCCCUCUGACGUAGGGAAAUCUAAUGCUGGCCACUCCAGGAUCCUGACGGGGAUGCCAAGAGAAACGGCAGCAUGUUGGAAUAACCACCAGACAGCCUCUGGAGCUGUGUGUCCACUGGAUUCCAAGGUGACAGCGACUCUGCAUUGAGGGUUUCUGCUAGUCCCCACCUCUCAGGAAUUGACUUUUCCCUAACUGCCCCCUGGUGUUACUGUGGUUUUUCCUGUCAACAACCCAGUAACAUCCCUGCCUGGUGUUACCCUACUCCUCCCCAUGCCGAGGCCUCUCCCCAGGGCUUCAUUUAUUCCUUUCCUUUCCAUCCUUUUAUUUUCCUUCUGCCUCCCCUCCACCCACCUCACCCUGUGGUCUGAAAGCUAGAACAGAGCACGCGACCUCAGUUGUCUUGGAGGUUACAGAAAAUCGUUUCUCCUGAGGCACUCUGGAGACAAGGAGAAUUGCCUUGGUGGUGGCACCACCAGCCCCUCCCUGAAAAGCCAGACCAUGGCCUACAUCGCACCCCGUUCUCAUGGCCCACUUGUUUGCCCACACAGUGAUUUUCUAAGAAAGUCCGGGCUCUGAACACCCCAUCCUGCCUCACCUCCCUUUGGCCUCAUUUUCCUCUCUUCACUCUGGCUGCUGCUCCUAAUGAGAAGUGAAGUCAUUGCAAGGAGGCAUGAGGGGGUGGGCAGAUGGAUGGGAGAUGGACCAGGGAGUGGAAGCAGGUUGGAAAGACGUGAAGUAAGGAGAGUAUCUGAGGACACUUACAACCUUGUGACAACGAAGAUGGCAGAUGACAGCCCAUUGUGCUGUGAAAAUGGUGGCAAAUUUGAUUAUUCCCGGUGGCUAGAUUUAGGGGAGAGACUUGUUUUCUUAGAAGCUAACAGGAGAAAUGACUUCUUAAUAGAGGUUUAAAGGGAUAAGAUACUCUCAACCCACUGAGGAGUCACGGCACCUUAGCGUGGCAAAGCCAGAGGCUGUUUGGUGCAGCUUUCAUCGUGUCACGGGGACCCCACUGCCCCAGCGUCCGCCCUGGUCAGGGAUCCUCUGGCAGCUGGGAGUUUAUUACUUGUGAGUCGAGCGGCUCUAACAACCAGAAGUUCUCCUGCUAUGAGUUGGGGUCUGACUGGAUUCUCAUCGUCCAGUGCCAACCCCCAGCAUGCAGCCCUUCACACACGUCCACUUGGUGACUCCCCGGUAUCCUGCUUCCAGCCGAUGUUUCCAGUCCUUUGAGAGAUUCCUCACUUGGCGCACUUUUCAUGCCUGUCACACCUUGGCCAUCUUCCUCUGCGCAAAAACAGCCUUUAAAAUAGCACGCCCAGACCUGGGCAGGUUGCCCCAGUGUCCGGCACAAAACUAAACUGCCAGUUCUUGACGAUGGCCUGUUAUUGGUAUGUAAAGUGUUUGCUUUUUAUAGGCGUUUUCUCCCUUGUUUGGUUUAUUUUGAGUGUGCAGGUCAUUUAAAUCUUCCUCCUUUUAGUGUUGCCAGUGAUCUUCAGGCUGGAGUGGUCCAUUCUCUUAACAUACAACACCUCUGUCCACUUUCUGUUUCUUUCCAGAAAAUGACAGUAUAGCUCUCUUGGCCGUCUGCCACAUCACAUGGUCUUUAAACCGGGAGCUAUAAUUCAGGAUCCCAAUUCCAGGAUAGGAAGUAUGUCUCCUCAGCGAAACCCCAUUUUUACAGUGUACAAAAUUCUCUCCUCCGUUUCCAACGAUUUUCCCGGAGAAGCUCCUCGAUUAGGAUUUUGUACUGUCUUGGGCCGACUGUGGAGCUCAGAUCUCAGGGAAUGCCAGCUUACAGUAAGAGGUCUCUAUCCUCCACCACAAGCAUUUCCUUCGUUCUAGGGAGGGGGGGUCAACACAAGGCGUUGACUGAUGGGUUCUCCUGGCACAUGCUGGGUGUUGGAGAAGGGAGGGGGCGGUUGCUGACUCUUUCUCAGGAAAAGUAAUCUAGGCACUUUCUCUUAUGCAAUUGAUUCUGUUAGGCGGAGAGACUGAAUUCUGGUCUCUGUCCAGAGAAUAAAACACCGUGUCUUCACACUGUGUUGACUGGAGCCCCAUGAGGUGACGGCUGUGGACCUGGCAGCCCGCUGUGCUCUCGGGCGCUGGCCUCUGCAGGUCUCCCCCCGGUGCUGUCGGUCUCCUCAGUGGCCAUCCCCCAGUCCCCACCUGCUGCUCAGGGGCUCAGCUGCAGGGAUGCUGCCUGUCCGGCCAGUACUUUGGGGCUCAGCUGUGUCACUUUGGAGUCUUUACGGGAAGUAGCAGAAUGAGGAAGACAAGGUUCCCAGUACAGCUUCACACGUCUGUUCUCAUUAACUUGGUAUUUUUCAAAACAAGCCCCACCUUUGGGAGGAGUGGUUGGGCAAUUCCAGAGAUUCUCUGGCUGAAGCUUUGCCACUCCACCUGCUUGUCUUUCGGGGGCUGCUCAUCCUUUUCCAGAGCGCUCUGGGGCAUGAAGACUCCAACCCCCCCGCGCAGGGGCUGUGCACACCUUGGGGUGUGGCCUCUAAGGAGUCUGAAGAGCAGACGUGCCCGGGCUCAUUCCUGCCCUCACUUCCCUGCUGGGCAGCCUCAGGCGACAUUCCUGGACACCCCCCCCCCCCCCACCUCUGUGUCUUUCUCUCCAGAUCUCUGUUUUGGAUCAUUUUACCCACUUCCCUGCCCUAAACAAAACAUGCGCUGAGCCUGGGGAUCCCACCUGUGUGUGUGGGCUGCUGACUGCUGCCCUCCCAGGGGCGUUUAGCGGAGCCAGAGUUGAGAGAAGCAGGAACUCUCAAAGCCAUGCAUCGGUUCCAUCUCUGGAUUUCUGGCCCGGGGCAGCCUCUCCUACCAGACACUGUCUCCUCUCAGAAAGGCCCAUGUUUCAGUCCAGGCCACUGACACAGAAGGGGGUCCUGAGGUGGGCACUAGGCAAGUCGAGGCGAGCAGAAGCAGCCUGGAGAAGAAAGAACUAUUUAAAUUGUCGCCAGUUAUUCAGCCUCCACGCUGCUUUGCACCUCAAAAGGGAAAGCCUCAAGGACUCAGCAGCUGCUGAGAGGAAGGGGGAUUCCUGGUUCCACCCACUGGUGAGCCCUGGUUCUGCUGGAGCUUCCCAAUGAGGUCACACUGCCUGGGUGCUGGUGUCCCUCCCUCCAAGGCGCUGUCGGGUGUUCAUGCCAGCACUGCAGCCAGCUCUAGACACAGUCAUCAGUCGAGGGUGGCCCCUGCCCAAUUCCAGGCCCACUUAGAGCCACAGGUCUUGGGCUCCAUACUGACUUUUAAGGCAGGUUUCGACCCCUCAAAGGAUGAGAGUCCUCUGACCAAAUAAGCAAGACAGCUUUGAAGGCAGAGUAAGCUGCGUGAAAGCAGACCUGGGAGGCCGACAUCUGGGUCCAGGGCCGGCGCUCAUCCUCGUCAGCCUGUGACCUUGGGAAGGGCACCUCCCGUCUGUGAAGCGAGGCUGGACUGGACAAUCCUGAAGAUCCCAUCUAGAUGCAGAAUUCUAUGAUUGAUUUGUUCCCAGGAAGAUCAGAACAUUUCUUAAACUCAGAAUCUUUGCUGUUUCUAACUUCAGAUUUUCUUGUUUUCUCCUGGAUUCACUGUUUAACGUCAGCAUGUCACGGAUGAGUCUCAUCCUUGCUGGAAAGGGAAUUUCAUAUUGAGGGUAACUGAAUGGUGUUGCAAUUGUCCUCUGUCCUGAUGGCUGGGGAAGAACAUUAAACCUGCAGAGGUGGAAACGGGAGCUCGCGGGCAGAUGGCUGGGAAGCAGCCUCUGGACAAACGGCUUAAUGGGAAACGGAGCUGCUGCUGCCUGGAUUCUCUCAGCUGCCUCUCCGCUGCCUCGGAUGUGGUCUCUGUGGCUCUCAGCACCCAGACGGCAGACCGACGGCACUGCUGUGUGGCUGCAGCGGGCUCCUGGUCUCAAACUCUGCCGGAGAGCAGCAAGAGGAUGUUCCUCUAUAAACUCCUCCACCUUAGUUCCACUGAGCUCCUGCCCGGGACUCGACUGGCAGAAGUGGGAGGUUCUGAUGCUGACCUUGAAGCGGGCCUGCAUGCAGUGAGUGUUUACACACCCCGAGUCCACACACCGUAUCUCGCAGAACAGCACUCAGUUCUCGCAGGACCAGGUGUGAAUGGAAGGAAAGCUCAGAGCCCUGAGGCGGAGGCGGCCUGCACGCUGUGGUGGGAGGAGGCAGAAGGCUGGGGCCCUGAACGUGGUGCGGGAUGGGCACUGCAGGCCCUGGGACGAGGGGGCUCAGGGCAAGGCAGAGCUGCACACAGGCAGUGAGUGCUGUCUCCCGGCGCCCGCAGCCCGCAGCCUCCGGCUGAGUGGAGAUGACAAUCAGCUUCCCUAAUGGGCAUUGACAGUGCUCGGAGCAGCAGGCCCUGUCGAGGACAGCUAUUGAUCACCUGCGUUCUGAUGAGAUUGGAAAAUGGAUCAACUUCAUUGCAGCCCAGGAACUGUCAUUGUCACAGCUGCUAGGGAAUGAGGUGGUCUCUGGGGGCCGAGAAAAGCCAAAUAGGAAAUCUUGACCAGCCCGCCAGCAGCUGCGUGGUAAAAGCAGAGGCCCUCCCUUCUCAGAGUUGUGGUUGAGGGUCAGAAUCGAACCUGGGAGUGGCUUGUAACCCAGGGUCCAGCAGCCCCUCCUUGGGAAGAACUGUAGGGAAUAAGCGGUGUGUCUAAAGACAGAACCCCUUGCUGAAUGUUCUGAUGGCACCUUAAAAGGUCUCACGGUUUGGGGAUUACUCCUGCCUCUAGCCUGUGUGCAUACGCAUGCACAUGAGCUAGCACGGAGCUUUCAACAUGAACUCUGGCGUAUGCCUGGUUAACCAGUUUUAUCCAAGUGGAUUAUCCUGUUAACUUAUAUCUUUUGCUUUUUGCCCUCCCUCCAGUCCCCUGAAAGACUCUGAGCCAUUCUCUAAUUCAUCUGCUUAUCAUUUUGGACUGUGAAUCUGCCAGAGUGAUGUUUUCCGUUAUUUCUCCAAAUUUUUCCCUAAUGCUUCCAGUAAACAUUUUCUUGGGUGGCCUUCAAGGUGAGUGAGUCAGGGUACUCUCAGUCCUUCCCCCCUCACCUCCCUCCACAUUCUUCCUCUUCUCACUCGGAACUGACGGUGCUUGGGGAGGAAGCUCUCCACGAACCAGCCGGAUUCCUGGAGGAGUUCCAGCCAGCACCACCACCCCCUCUUCCAGCUCCCGAGCUCCCUGGCUGUGCCGACCACCUCGGGGAUGAGGAUGGGCUGCCCCGUGGGCUGGCCGGCCCGGGAGACCAUGGGCAGCCCUGUCUGGCUUGCUCAGUCUUGUCCUGAGAGGCUUGACUGUUAGCUGGAGUCUGUCUCCUUGGACAGAAACCUGGACAGUGUGUGUUCACCUGGGGACAGCCGCUCGGCCCAUUGCUGCUUUGCAGGAGAGGAUGCAGGAAAGGCGCACAGACUGUGCAGAGGCUCUCAAAACCUCCACUGUCCCCACAAAACCAGAACUGGGGAUGAGCGCGGAUCCUGAACAAGGGGCAUACCAGGCCAGCACUUGCUGGACUCUGCCUGAGCAUCUCUGCCCUUGCCUUUUCUCCCCCACUCCCUGAACCGGGGGACAGAUCCCAGCUUGUCCUCUCGGGAGGAGAGGCCAGAUGGCGAGUGGUCAGAGGAAGGACACGAGGGGCUCAGGCACAGAACACUGGGAGGUCGGCUGCAGGGCUCAGAAUGGUUCUGGGAGCAGGCAGCAUCCACGAUCCCCUCUUGUAGCCAGCAUCCUGUGAGCCCUUGAAAGCCUGGGGCUACCACCUGCCAGCACCCCAAGUAGGGCCAUCAUCGCCCCAAAGAGGGAAGGCGAUGUUCACCUGGCCUUCCCGCCGGGGGGCGGGAGGUACAGCCCAUCCUCCCUGGCGGCUCAGACUCAGGCUGCAUGGUGUCCUCCUUUCUGUUCCCUCUGCCGUGACCUGGACCGCCAGGGGCAAAAAGCUCACGGAGCCAGCCAGGCCCCAGCGCUCCCGUUCCAGGGGUGGCAUUUGUGUCUUCUCCCGCCUCCGGCCUUCCUUCCACAGUUAGAGCAGUGGAUGUAAGUGGUCUCAGCUGAGGUGUGUGGAGCGACUUGGUCCGAUGUAAAUACACCUGGGCGGGGUGAGGGCGUUCAGGGAGGGGGCCGGAUUCGCUUUGUGAACUGAAUGUAUUUUUAUGCAAUUUUCAGUGGCCUUUCAACCCUGACAUGAAUGAUUUUGUUUUACUGGUUGUUAUUAUAUAGUAUUAAGUAUUCUGUGUUUGAAAGUUUGGGAAUAAUAAUAUUCACAUCUAUACGAUGCCUGUAAACACAACAGUAUUUAUAAAUGAGUAAAUAAAACGGUGUUUUAACUUUG
Molecule: messenger RNA, 10259 nt
Organism: Equus quagga
Lineage: Eukaryota; Metazoa; Chordata; Mammalia; Perissodactyla; Equidae
Gene: PPP1R12B
Product: protein phosphatase 1 regulatory subunit 12B
Exons: 27
Coding region: 264-3446 (1060 amino acids)
Biological process (GO): signal transduction
Cellular component (GO): A band; Z disc; cytoplasm
Molecular function (GO): protein kinase binding; enzyme inhibitor activity; phosphatase regulator activity
Source: RefSeq, a predicted model, not a curated record